Messenger RNA from Aspergillus lentulus, 1095 nucleotides. Lineage: Eukaryota; Fungi; Ascomycota; Eurotiomycetes; Eurotiales; Aspergillaceae. The record is from RefSeq and is a predicted model, not a curated record.
AUGCCAACCCUCACCCCCCUCUCCCACCCUUCCAAGCUCGGCGCCAUCCUAACAGACAUCUGCCUCGAAAACCUCACCCCGAAACACUUCGCCCUCAUCUCCUCAGCCCUCCACAACCACCUCGUCCUCAUAAUCAAGAACCAGUCGCGUCUCUCCCCGAAAGCCCAAUACGAGCUAACCAAGCGCUUCGACCCCGCCGCCACCUCCUACGGCCACGGCAAGACCAUCGAUGCGAAGCGCUCAAUCCUCCACCCGGAUCUGAAGACCAUCCCGCAUCAGCCCCAGGUGCAGGUUAUCGGGCACGGGCACAUAGACUCGUACGAGGGGCUGGAGAACUUUACGCUUAAGCACCCGCAUCAUCGCACGUUCCAUCAGACGCAUGUUCCGGACCACGAAGAUAAAGCCGUGACACGGUUCUACAGGUGGCAUAUCGACGCGGCGCUGUACGAGCUGCAUCCGCCCAAGGUGACCAGCCUGCUGGCGGUUAGGGUGCCAAAAGGGAGGACACAGACGCUGCGGUAUGAUGACGGGUCAGGCGAGGAGAUGGAGGUCCCCCUGGGCACAACGGCAUUUGUGAGCGGGGAGCUUAUGUAUGAGCGGUUGUCCCCGCAGGAGAAGGAGUUUGUCUGUGGGAGUCGGGUGGAAUAUGCCCCUCAUCCGUAUGUCUGGAUGUCGCGCGCGCGAUCCCGGCCCACGGGUUUGGGUCUGGUUUCCGAGAACCACGAGCUACCGCUGGAUGAGCUGCCUCCGGUAGAGGAGGAUAAGAUCCAGAUUCUGCCGAUGGUGUGGCAGAACCCCGUGACGGGGCGGCCGGCGCUGCAGAUCCACCCGUCGGCUGUGCGGAAGAUCCAUCUGAAGGAUGGGACGGUGAUUGAUGACUUGGAAAAGGUGCGGGAGAUUGUGUAUAACCUGCAGCGGCCGGCGAUUAGCCCGCAGUAUGUCUAUGCGCAUGACUGGGAGGAGGGCGAUCUGGUCUUGUUUCAUAAUCGGGGAGUGCUGCAUUCUGUUGUUGGGGCGUUUGGCGAUGAUGAGGUGCGGUUGUUUCGGCAGUGUAAUCUGGCAGCGUCGGAGGGGCCGUUGGAGUAUCGGCCUUAG